UUCACGGAAUCGUCUGUCAGAUCGGGCCGGUAAAACAAAGAGAGAAAGAAAGGGGAAGCCUUUGCUGUCCUCCUCCGACUCCUACUACUCCCAGUGCGUCGUGCUCCUGGCCUUCCUCGCGUGCGUCUCUUCCUCCCUGUCAUUCUCCCUCCCUCCCUCCCGGGUCUCCUCCUCCUCCUCUCCCCCAACCACCUGGCCUCUGCGUGCGCGGACUCCAUCCAUGGCCACCGCGCCGUAAUAAGGAUGUUUUAGGCAGACAGGAUCCUGUGGCUUACUGGCUUGCACUUCCCAAACGGGAUCAUGGUUGAGACCAAACGCGAGCCUGCCGGAGAGGGGUUGCCUGAUGGUUGGUUGAAAGAGUACAGGCCUAGAAAGGCUCGGCAUGGAACUAGGGCCAGGAGGGACAAGUUCUACAUUGAUCCUACAAAUAGCUACGAAUUUCGUUCUCUCAAAGAAGUUCACCACUAUCUCGAAUCCCAAGAUACCAAUGAUCGUGUUGUGACGCCAAACAAGAGAAAAAUUGAGGAUCUGCAGGUUUCAGGGAACCAAACUCAACAUUCUGGACGGACAUCAUCAGAGCCCAAGGGUGUCUCCAAAGGGAGGCUGGCUGAAUUGAAGCUUCAGACGGCAAGAGAGAAAGAUCAGCCUCUGAAGCAUGAAUCUGCUAGAGAAGAAGCAAAUGUGGAGCCCAAGGGGAAGAAGGCAAAAACUGAACCUGUGAAACAGAUUGCUGCACCUGUUCGAUGGUCACCUCGUUUGACUGCACUGAAAAGGGAUCAGGAAGCGAAUGAUGUGCAUGCACUUGUCGGCGCGACAGAUACCAAUGAUCAGUUACAACCAGCAAAGCAAGUCAAAAAUCCUAAAUCGAAGGCGCUUUCCUCUUCAGUAAUUCAGAAUAAAGAUGGAGCACAUGCCCCAAGUACUUCUGGAAAUGCUGAAGACAAGUAUCCUUCAGCUCCUGAACAAAUACUAGGAGCAUCUGCUGCAUGCUCGUUAACAGACGUUGGACGCCAGAAUGCGCAUGCUCCGCCGCAACAGAACGGACUUGUCGGAACAGCUGAUGCUAUGCCCGGAUAUUCCCUGUCGUCGCUGUUUCGAAGUAUCUGGUCAGACCCAUGCCUGGAGUUUGCAUUCAGGACUCUUACAGGUGAUAUCCCUGUCCUUGACAACAACCUAGCCGUUGCAAACUACUUCCUUCCACCACAGGACUCGAACAAAGGGACCGUGCCGCCCAAUUGUCCGUCUUCCACUUAUGAUGGCGCUAGGAAGAACCAUGGCCAAGUCGACCGUGUCAGGCUGCCAAUGCCAAUGCCAAAGCCAUCAGAUAAGCUCUACAGCAGUGGCUGGUUCCCUCCCCAGUGAACUCCAUCUGGGAAAUAAGCAACAACUGCCCAAAGUGCAAAUAAGAAGGAAUCCUUAGUUCAGGUCUUACAUAAGCCUCGUAGCGCUCAUCGUUAGGGUACCUCGACAAGGAUGCAUGUUUUAAUAAAGACUGUGUCUUGUUGUAACCGCAGUAGAUGAUCCAUCGCUAAUAUUACCCAUCAUAUGCUAGACUUGAGAGAACUUUUGAAUUUGUCUAGUAAGUUGACUCAGUAGUAACUCUUUUGCUUUGCGGUUAGCGGAUAGAUGUGCCGACAGUACAGAGAAAACCCCCUGAUUUUCAUGGCUGGGGUUUUCACUCUUGUCUGCGAAAAGCCCCUUUCAGCUUAACCACGAAUGCUUGUAAGACAUUUAUGUUAACUGGACUAAGUUAUGGGUGGAUUUGGGCUUC
This is a messenger RNA of Aegilops tauschii subsp. strangulata, 1771 nucleotides long. RefSeq lists its product as uncharacterized. Gene Ontology annotation, molecular function: DNA binding. The record is from RefSeq and is a predicted model, not a curated record. NCBI's taxonomy places the organism in Eukaryota, Viridiplantae, Streptophyta, Magnoliopsida, Poales, Poaceae.